Cladophialophora psammophila CBS 110553 is the source of this 519-nucleotide messenger RNA. RefSeq lists its product as uncharacterized. The record is from RefSeq and is a predicted model, not a curated record. Lineage: Eukaryota; Fungi; Ascomycota; Eurotiomycetes; Chaetothyriales; Herpotrichiellaceae. The transcript has a single exon. The annotation marks the transcript as partial.
GGCGAGUCACUGCGCAACUUGCUAUCUAGACCUCAAAGUUCAGAUGCGAUGAGCUACAUGCUCAGUCCGACGAACUACUCAUUGGUCAUUGGUUUUCGUUGGGAACAAAGGGCGAACCCAGAUGCAUUGUAUCCCCACAUUUGAAUCCUGAAUUACAGGAAGGUCACACUGCUGCGUGACUUUUUGCGCCGUGUUCCAAGUUCGACAUCGUGGAUCCUGUGGAAAGAAGAGGGCGUGCAUAUAUCUGUCGAGGCAAGCGUGCUCUGCUAUAACGCCCGGUGCACUUCGUCAAAUCAGAGCACGCUUUCAGGCAUCUGUGAGAUGUUUUCAGUCACAUGCUGGUACACAUCAUCAGGGUAUUUGCUCCAGUCGGGGCAGUCGGAGAUCGAACCUGGGGAUUGCGAUCUGUGGAGUCUCAGGCUGGUGACCGCCACGGACGCGACGUUGAUGGGUGAACAGUUUGUUUGUUUUCCCAGCGCGUUUGGGCGGCCGAACCAUUUGUCCAGUAGUCCGGCGGGA